This is a messenger RNA of Suillus bovinus, 2004 nucleotides long. RefSeq names its product P-loop containing nucleoside triphosphate hydrolase protein. The transcript is spliced from 3 exons. Bases 244 to 2004 code for a protein of 586 amino acids. Gene Ontology annotation, cellular component: cytoplasm. The record is from RefSeq and is a predicted model, not a curated record. Lineage: Eukaryota; Fungi; Basidiomycota; Agaricomycetes; Boletales; Suillaceae. Gene Ontology annotation, molecular function: GTP binding. Gene Ontology annotation, biological process: tRNA wobble uridine modification; tRNA methylation.
GCACUUGGUCCUGGGGCAACAGCUAUACAAAGCCCAACGUAUACGCAGCAUGGCUCUUUGGCCAUCCGAACAUGUGGCAUCCUUGCAUCGUGAUUUUCACUGUUUUGGAACCUGGAUGUUCGAGUCCGACACAAAUUAUUCAACUACUAAUCGGGAGAUACUACCUCAAAAAACACCAAAUGCGCAAGUCAAGACCUGCCCUUCGCCAUUUCCUGUCUUGUUUGUAGUUGAGUCAUCUAUGCAAUGUUGUCUAUCGGUGGAGAACAAUGUGCUGUCACUGUAAGUAAUGAAUCUGGUGCUAUAAAUUUGACGCGAAAUUAUCUUCACAUUCCGAACCAGACUGAGGCUUCGCACCACACGAAAGAAACCUGCAAUGUUGUCAUUUUUGGAGAAACGGGCGCUGGAAAAAGCUCUUUGAUCAAUUUGGUCGCUAAGAAGCACACGGCGCAGACAUCCCGCGACGCUACGGGAUGUACCAUUAAACCCAUCGGGUACGACGUCUCAAUGCAAAACAACCAUUUGAAGGUGAAGCUUUUUGAUACCCCGGGUCUUGAUGAGGGCUCUGAAGGAGCAGUCCCUCAUAAAGAAGCUCAACAAGUCUUGAAGAAACUCAUUGAAAGUCUUCGAGAUGAUGUUCAGCUCCUCAUAUACUGCGUGCGGGGCGUGAGAGCUAGUAAGGCGCUCUGCCGCAACUACAACUUCAUCCGUUCGGAAGUGAAGGAGAGAGUUCCAAUCGUCCUUGUCGCUACUUGUUUGGAAUACCAGGAACCAGAGAUGGAAGACUGGUGGAAGAAUAACGAACGACUCAUCUCAGGCUUCGGGAUGACCUUUGCUGGCCAUGCAUGUGUCACCACGGUGACUAUCAACGAAGAUGAAGGAACCAGGCUCAAGCAGCGCCAUGACCAAUCAUACCACGCCCUUUGCCAACUUAUCGAGCAGUGUCGCACAAAAGGGAGUCAAUGUCACGGUUCACUGUUGGAUGUUGGCGACAGGCAUCAUAACACUAUCCGGCAGGUACCUCCUGAAAUGGUUACAGGGGACUCGGUUUUCAGUUGCUCCUCGUACCGCAUUUUGCCAACCUUGAUUAAUAGAAAUAGUAUCGUACUCACUGGGGACUCGGUGGCUAGCAGUGGCUCACCCGCCAGCGUCAGGGAGAUAGCAGCCACGUAUCCUGACCAGCAACGCCGUGCUCCGCAACGUCAAGAUACCGUUGCCAAUUCUGAGGUGUUUAAUACCACUCACAAGCGGAAAACUAUCGUAGUCUUUGGGGAGACAGGAGCAGGCAAAAGCUCGCUCGUCAACCUCAUGGCGGGAAAGGAGGUAGCACGCACAUCUCCUGACACGCAACGCUGUACAAUGAGAUGGACAGAGUAUCCUAUCGACUUCCAUGGUAGCUCGUACAUGGUUUUCGAUACCAUCGGGCUCGAAGAACCGCAGCUGGGGAUCAAAGAAUACAUCGAGUCUGUCGAAAACGCCUAUAAGCUCGUCAGGGAACUGGAUGAAAAAGGCGGCAUUGAUCUGCUCAUAUUCUGCAUUCGUGCUAGCAGAGUCACUGCUACGCAUCAAAGCAAUUAUCGUCUCUUUCACGAAUUCCUCUGCGAGAAGAAGGUUCCCAUGGUGCUCGCCAUCACAAACCUCGAGAGAGAGCAGAGGAUGGAGGACUGGUGGGAUAGAAACAAGGAGACCUUCAACAAGUACAAGAUAAAGGUCGCCGGUCAUGUGUGCAUUACCACCGCGAGUAGAUUGGACGGCAGACACAAGGACCUUUAUGAACAAUCGCGCAUCACGAUCCGCAAGCUUGUCGAGGAAUUUACUGCCGACGGACAGAAGCAGGCAUGGAUGGGAGGGGACAACCUGUUUGUGUUGUUGAUGCGCAGGCUGAAGGGGCUACUUGCAAUAGGUUCACAUGUGAAAAGGAAGGAUAUUGUCCCUCGUCUCACGAAGCGCUGUGGCAUAUCUCCGGACGUCGCGAAACAGUUGGCUGAUGCGAUCAAGUUAGUUUGA